AAGUGUCUAUAUAUACACACUUGACACCACUUUUGAGUUCAGUUGAUUUCAAGUAAUUCAUCGACUUUCAAGAUCAGUCUGUCGUAACUCGUUUUUAACUCGAUGGCUUACAUUCCUCCUCACAAGCGACACUCGAAUGUUCCAGAGAAGUUAUCACCUACUACUCCAGAGUUACUUGUUCCUCAGUUUAAGAGAUGCACAAAUUUAAAGCCAGCAGAACCUUAUUAUAUAGAUAGACGUGGAAAGAUUUUAUAUGCAAACAAUGUCAUAACUAGGUUUCUCAUUGUUGGUUCGACUGAGGGUUCCGUUCGUCUUCAUUCAAUUUCCAUGGAAGACUUCGAGCGGAGGAUGGGAGAAAAGCCUCUGGCUUUGGUCAACAGUCAUCUGAUGACUGACGAGAAUAAUGAUCCAAGCGGGAGCAUUUUGAGAAAACCAUGGGCAUCAGUAAGUGGAAAACUAUUACAAGACCUCUUAUCUACUUUUGAAAUCAUGAAAAAUGAAAUGGAUUUUGAUAAGUUGGAAGUAAGAAAGCCAGCGUUGGUUGCUAGAUUUGGGUCUGUUCUUUUCCAUGGGAACCCUUCAGUGAGCCUCGAGGGCAUUAAAGAAUGUGAAGUUGCUGUAGCUACUCUGAGACAACAACAAUUAAAGAAAUAUUUUUUUUACAAGAAUGUUCCUCCAUCUAAUAUGGAAAACAUUGUCGAUGUAGUUGUCCCAGAAAUUGGUGUGGACGUCAAUGAUGAGAAGCACAUAUACCAUGUAAAGAUGUUGGAUAUGACAAGGCAAGAUGAACUCAUUUCAUGCAAAUGCAGUGUGACAACUGAUAACAGGCUUGAGCUCCGUAAGGUUCAACUCAACCCAAUUCGUUACAUGGUUACAGAAAUAGCUUGCCUUGAGAAAAGUAAAGACCUGAAGCUAAUGUUCUGUGCCAAGAGGAUCUUAACAUCUCUAACAGACGAUGAGAAGUGUAGCAUUAGAGCAUUGAUCAGUUCUGCAGUUCUAGAUACAAAUGUAAAGGGCGGACUGAGAUGGCCCCUUGGAGAAGCAUCAUCUGGAGAUAGAUACAGUGUCAUUGGGGUUUGGCACACGAUAUCGAAAGCAUUCAGUAGUCCAUCUUUAAGGCUCAAGCUAAUACAUACUGAUCGAUUUGAUUUCAAAAUUUCUGAUGGGGAAGCUACAAAUGAUAUUGUGCUGAAGUUGAAAGGAGUAGUCUCAGAACUGCAGAAACACAAGUCGCAAGACUCAGUCUCUGUCAUGCUUGAAGACACCUUGAAGUUAAUAUGGGACCACUUCCUGAACGAUGAACAUUCUCCGCUGCCAUGAAAUUACUCUGUGUAGAUGGUGGUUUACUCAGUAGAUGGUGAAAUUCCUCUGUUUGUCAAUAAUGCUUGUUUUCCUUUUGGCUUGUAAUUUUUAUGAGAGUCUGCUUGUAAUAGUAGCCUUGUUAUAAAGUUAUAUCCAGUACUGCUGUAAGCUUUGUCCAUGUGGGUUCCAAACAUGUAUAUUAGUCCGUAUGCAAAUGGGUACGCGUGGACACUCCUAUGUAAA
This is a messenger RNA of Tripterygium wilfordii, 1545 nucleotides long. RefSeq lists its product as uncharacterized. Bases 103 to 1320 code for a protein of 405 amino acids. The record is from RefSeq and is a predicted model, not a curated record. The transcript has 8 exons. Lineage: Eukaryota; Viridiplantae; Streptophyta; Magnoliopsida; Celastrales; Celastraceae.